GAAAAAAAAAAAUCCUAAAAAUAUCCCAUCUAAGAUGGUCAACUCGAUUGCAUUUUCCAUGAACUGAUGAACUGGACAUCAGUCAUCAGCAGUGACCAGUCCUCAAAUUCAUAACACCUCGAAAUGGAACGAAUGAGGAAAAACCAUAUCAACAUAUAAUUAAAAUUUUAACACCAACACACGUGGAUAAUUCAAUGUUACUCGGUAGUAUUGAAGUUUUCCGAUUGAACUGUGUGCCAACCGCCAUGCCUCAAGGAAGUAGUCUGGUACCCUUUCUGACUCUCUAGCCAUAAUAAUUGGCCAUUGGCCGCCAGCCAACGCCAAUCUUCAUAUAUGCAUGAAAGCAGUCUAUUUAUUACAACCUCUUAAUUAUCACAUUCUUUUCUUCUUUUUUUUUCCCUUUAAUUAUUUCCUUCGAAAUGGACUAUUAAAAUGGGACAGACCAGAGUAAAACUUAUACUACAUGGGAGGAGAAGUGAUUAUUAGGGAAAUGGCUGAAGAAGAUCAAUAUACCAAAGAUGGAACCACUGAUUUUCGAAACAAUCCGGCGAUCAAAGACAAAACAGGAACCUGGAAAGCAUGCCCUUAUAUCCUCGGAAACGAAUGUUGCGAAAGGUUGGCAUACUACGGGAUCAACACCAAUCUCGUGAAUUACCUGAGAAUCCAAAUGAACGAGACCAAUGUUGCUGCCGUGAAUAAUGUCACCAAUUGGUCCGGCACCUGCUAUGUUGCACCAUUGCUCGGAGCCUUUGUAGCCGAUGCCUACUUGGGCAGAUACUGGACGAUUGCAACUUUCUCCAUCAUUUACGUCUUCGUGCGUCACUUCUUCCAAUAAAUCUUAUAGAUUCUUUAUUGACAUUUGCACUAGAAAAAUAAACGUUUGAUUUUUGUAUGCAGGGGAUGACGAUUCUGACAUUAUCCGCCUCCGUUCGUGGACUCAAACCGCCUUGCGACGAGAAGAGCAUUUGCCAUCCGAAAGGCCUCCAAAAGGGUGUUUUCUUUGUCGGGCUUUACCUAAUUGCUCUCGGAACCGGUGGAAUCAAGCCUUGUGUCUCGCCAUUCGGGGCAGACCAGUUUGAUGAUUCGGAUGAAACAGAGAAGAAGAGCAAGAGCUCUUUCUUCAACUGGUUCUAUUUCUCCAUCAACAUCGGUGCUUUAAUAGCUGCCACGGUGCUUGUGUGGAUCCAAACCAACGUGGGAUGGGGCUGGGGAUUCGGGAUUCCUGCCGUGGCAAUGGCGGUGGCGGUCGUGAGCUUCUUUUCGGGUACCCGACUCUACCGGAAUCAGAGGCCCGGAGGGAGCCCGUUGACUCGGAUCUGUCAGGUUGUGGUUGCUUCGUUGAGGAAAUGUCGAGUCAGAGUUCCUCAAGACAAAUCCAUGUUGUUCGAGACUGCAGAUGAAGAAUCAGCUGUCACAGGAAGUAGGAAACUUGAUCACACUAAUCAGUUCAGAUUCUUUGAUAAGGCGGCUGUGGAAGAUCAGUCAGAUCGAAUCAAAGGGACAGUUAACGCAUGGAGGCUAUGUACUGUGACACAAGUCGAAGAACUAAAGUCUAUAAUCCGACUUCUUCCCAUUUGGGCAACAGGAAUUAUCUUCAGCGCUGUAUACAGUCAAAUGGGCACUUUAUUCGUCUUGCAAGGCAAUACCAUGGACCUUUCCAUGGGCAAAUCCUUCCAAAUUCCUUCAGCUUCUCUGUCCCUCUUUGACACAAUCAGCGUCAUCUUCUGGGUUCCUGUUUACGACCGCGUAAUCGUGCCAUUUGCGCGGAAAUUUACCGGCCACAAAAAUGGAUUCACGCAGCUUCAAAGAAUGGCGAUUGGGCUAGUCAUUUCCAUCUUCGCGAUGCUGAUUGCCGGAACUUUGGAGCUUAUCAGGUUGAAAAUGGUGAAAGAACAUAACUAUUAUGAGCUGAAACACGUUCCCAUUUCGGUUUUCUGGCAAGUUCCACAGUAUUUCAUCAUUGGUUGUGCCGAGGUUUUUACGUUUAUCGGGCAGUUGGAGUUUUAUUACGAACAGGCUCCCGAUGCGAUGAGAAGUUUGUGCUCGGCUCUUUCGCUCACGACGGCCGCGCUCGGGAACUAUUUUAGUACUUUUCUGGUGAACGUUGUGACGGAUUUGAGCACUAAAAAUGGAGGUCCUGGUUGGAUACCGGAUAAUUUGAAUUACGGUAGACUGGAUUAUUUCUUUUGGCUUCUGGCAGUGUUGAGCUUAAUCAAUUUGGGAUUCUAUCUAUUAGUUGCAAAGUGGUACACAUACAAAAAGGCAAUCAUCUAGCUAUGUAGCUAGAUAGGGAUUGUUGGUAUGAGGUUUGCUGCAAAAACAAUAUUGGCUAUUGAUAUGUUUGAGCAUUGAGAUAAAUGGAAAUGAGUGACAAAGUUGUAUUGAAGUACCCUUUUCUGAAUGUUGUAUUAUUCAUUUGACUGUUCUUAGUAUAUCUGUAAUCUCCACUUUCACAUUUAUGAGUUACAUAUCAUAUGUAAUCAAAUUCGUCACGAU
Molecule: messenger RNA, 2496 nt
Organism: Oldenlandia corymbosa var. corymbosa
Lineage: Eukaryota; Viridiplantae; Streptophyta; Magnoliopsida; Gentianales; Rubiaceae
Source: the annotation of a GenBank genome assembly